Molecule: messenger RNA, 6887 nt
Organism: Physella acuta
Lineage: Eukaryota; Metazoa; Mollusca; Gastropoda; Physidae
Product: laminin subunit beta-1
Biological process (GO): tissue development; animal organ morphogenesis
Source: RefSeq, a predicted model, not a curated record
CUACACACGGUCUGUCUUCUGAUGAGAAAUGCUUACCCUGUACAAAAGUGGUGUAUUGGGUGUGUAGUAGUGUAGGGGUAAGAAAGGAUUAUUUUGAAUAGAAAGGACUUGAGAGUUGUAACUAAAAUGUGCAGUUUCACUGAGUUUAGCAAUUAGGAAACCUGUUAUAUCAGCUAGCUUUGCUCAUCAAAGAAUUUUGAUCUUUAUCAGUUCUCAGAAAUCUGAUAAAAUCUUAUUAUUGGCUUUCUUGAUGGGUCAAUGCUGAAAGCUGGAUCAUUACCUUGGAAUAAUUAAAAAUCUUCAAAAUGGAUAAAUAUAUUCAUGAACUACCUGCAUUUAUUGGUGUGCUUCUUUUGUUAGGAACGUGUGGUCAUGUGGGUGCUGGACCGUGUGAGCAGGGCAGCUGUUACCCUGCUACCGGCGAUCUUUUAAUUGGGCGUGAGAUGAACUUGACCGCCUCGUCCACCUGUGGCCUGGAGCAGAAACAAAGGUACUGUGUGGUGAGCUACCUAGAGAAAGACACCAAGUGUUUCUUCUGCGACUCGCGCCAGCCGUGGGUGCCGGGCGUAUCGGACGAGAGCCACCGGAUAGAGAACAUCAUAUCCUCUCUACAGCACAAGCUGCCGACCCGAUGGUGGCAGGCCGAGACCGGCAAGGAGAAGGUUUCCAUCCAGCUCGAUCUGGAGGCCGAGUUUCACGUCACUCACAUCAUCAUGACCUUCAAAACAUUCAGACCCAAGGCCAUGCUCAUUGAAAGAUCCUUUGACUUCGGGGCUACCUGGCAGGUGUAUGUUUACUUUGCUCAGAGCUGUGACAGGUCGUUUCCUAAUGUACCAAAGGGCCCCGCUAAAGGCAACUAUGAUGUUAUAUGUGACGAAAGCUACUCAGCUGAGACACCUUCCAGCUAUGGUGAGGUCAUCUUCAAAGUUCUGAGAUACUCUGGCUCCGUCCGUGACCCUUACGGCGAGAAGGUUCAAAACUUGCUCAAGCUGACAAACCUGAGAAUCAACUUCACAGAGCUCCACACCUUAGGUGACACAUUGCUGGACACUAGGCCUGAGGUGAAAGAAAAGUACUACUAUGCUUUAAGUAACGUUGUCAUCAGAGGAAGCUGCUCUUGUUACGGACAUGCCUCAAGAUGUGUGCCAGUGCCUGGGUACAACAGGAGUGAAGAGAGCAUAGCUCACAUGGUCCAUGGUAAAUGUGAAUGCACACACAAUACUAAAGGGCAUAACUGUGAAGCGUGUGAGGACUUCUAUCAUGAUAUACCUUGGGGUCCCUCCAGGAUCAAUAAACCUUAUGUUUGUAAAAAGUGCAACUGCAACGACCAUGCAACGUCCUGCCAUUUUGAUGCAGCUUUGUUCAAAGCAUCAGGAGAAAAAAGUGGGGGUGUGUGUGACAACUGUAUGCACAACACUCAAGGCAUCAACUGCCAGGAGUGCAGGCCCUUCUUUUAUCAAGAUCCAACCAGAGACAUCAGGGAUCCAGAGAUUUGCCAGCCUUGUGACUGUGAUUCCUAUGGUUCCCAACGCAAUGGAUUAUGUGAACAGACAACAGAUGAAAUAGCGAAGACAGUGGCAGGAAGAUGUUUGUGUAAACCAUUUGUCGCUGGCCCUAGGUGUGACCGCUGUAUAGAGAACUACUGGAACCUCAGGCAGGAUAAUCCUCUGGGCUGUGAACCUUGUACCUGCAACCCUAAUGGAACUGUCCCUGAUGUGGGUUGUGAUAUAGACUCUGGUCUCUGUAGGUGUAAGAGAUAUGUCACUGGAAAAGAUUGUGACAGGUGUUAUCCAGGGUACUAUCAGCUGAGUCGAGACAAUCGCUAUGGCUGCAAACCCUGUCACUGUGACAUUGGUGCCUCCCUCAGCUUCACCUGUGACUAUGAUACAGGCAAAUGUCCUUGUCGGCCCAACAUCAGAGGCAGAGACUGUAAAGAGGUUGAUCCUGGAUAUUUCUUUGCUCAUUUGGACCAUUACCUAUUUGAAGCUGAAUAUGGAAAAGGCAGCGGGAAUGCCCGUAUUUAUGCUAGAGAGCCAAUCACUGGUCAUUCCUAUUGGACUGGACUAGGCUACAUGCGAGUUAUGGAAGGGGACAGUAUAGAAUUUACUGUAUCUGGACUACCUUUAAGCAUCAACUAUGACAUAGUCAUCAGAUAUGACCCCAGGAUGCCUGAAACUUUUGAAGAUGUGAAAGUUACAGUGAUUAGACCAGGUCAAGUGGACCCUAAUGGACUGUGUGGGGACUACAGGCCCAGAGAUGACCUGAAGACAGUCUCUCUGCCACCAGGCACACGCUACUACUUAGUAUCACCGCCAUCGUGUUUGGAAGAUAAAACCACAUACACCAUUAGAAUAGACUUUAACGCCUACAAGUCAGGCCAGUCCAAUCCAGAUGCUACACUCUUGAUAGAUUCUAUUGUUUUGGUCCCCAAUACUGAAAGCAUUCCUAUUUAUCAAGGCCGUGGACUACCAGAAUACAUGAAAAAUGAAUUCUUGUAUCACAGAUGUGAUACAGCUCAGUACUCUUCAUACAGACAAACUCUACAGAGAAACUGCCCAAAGCAUAUUUUCUCUAUCUCAGCUAUUUUACACAAUGGAGCUUUAGCUUGUGAGUGUGAUGUGACUGGCUCAGUUAGCCUUGAGUGUAACCCAAGUGGUGGACAGUGUGAGUGUAAGCCUAAUGUAGUGGGCAGGAAGUGUGACCAGUGUGCUCCAGGCACCUAUGGAUUUGGACCCAAUGGCUGCACACCAUGUAACUGUCAUGAGUUUGGUGCCAGAGACAAGUUCUGUAAUGAGCAAACUGGACAGUGUACCUGCAACCAGAACAUUGGUGGCCGUGCCUGUGACCAGUGCAAGGUUGGCUUCUGGGGGUUCCCACAGUGCAGAGCCUGCCAGUGUAACGGCAACGCUGAAACCUGCGACCCACUCACUGGGGUCUGUAUAAACUGUCGGGACUUUACUGCUGGUGAUAACUGUCAGAGCUGUGACCAAGGCUAUUAUGGAGAUCCCAGAAUUGGUGUUCGUGUCCCAUGCAAGCCUUGUAUGUGUCCCAAUGGCCCAACCAGCUCCAUUCAACAUGCAAACUCCUGCUCCUAUGAUCCCCGCUAUCAGGAAGUUUAUUGUAACUGCAAUCCUGGGUAUUCAGGCCGCAAUUGUGAGACCUGCAUAGAAAACUACUAUGGUAACCCAACUGUUAUUGGAGGUGUAUGCCAGCCUUGUGUCUGUAACAACAACAUCAACGUAGACGACCCGGGGAGCUGCAAUGGCUUAACUGGAGAGUGCCUGAAAUGUCUCUACAACACUGAAGGCUUUGCUUGUGAACAUUGUCGCAAUGGCUACUUUGGGGAUGCUACCAAACAGAAUUGUGCUCGUUGUGUCUGCCAUUCUUUAGGCACCAACUCUUCUUUAGGAGAGUGUGACAGGGAUUCUGGUCAGUGUCCUUGUUUCCCUAAUGUCAUUGGUCAGAAAUGUGAUCAGUGCAGCCCAGCCCACUGGAACAUCAACAGCAAACAAGGCUGCACUGCUUGUGACUGCGAUCCCUCAGGCUCUACAAGUCUAGAAUGUAACCAGUUCACUGGCCAGUGUAAUUGUUUAGAUGGAAGAGGUGGACCCAAAUGUGCUGACUGUGAGGAUUUCUUUUAUGGAGAUCCUACUGAAGCGUGUUUUCCCUGUGACUGCAACAAACAGGGCUCCACAUCCCUACAGUGUGACCGUAGAACUGGCCAGUGCAGCUGUGUGGCUGGAGUGACCGGCUACAAGUGUGACCGCUGUGCUCGUGGAACUACUGGUGACCUUCCCAACUGUGUCCCUUGUGGUGAAUGUUUUGACAACUGGGAUAAAAUCAUCAUGGAGCUUCAAGACCAGACCCAUGAUCUUGUCAAGAGAGCCAAUGAAGUUUCUGUGACUGGUGCCAUCAAGGCAUUUGAUGAAGAGUUCAAGCUGAUGGAGCAUAACAUUGAAGAGAUCCGCAACAUCUUGUCUAAUGUCAACUUUACUCAGUUUGACAUCCAGGAGACUAAAGACCUGCUCAAAUACUUAAACGCUAACUUGACUGAAGGCUCCUUAGCUUUACGUCAGUUAGAUACCAAUCUGACCAGCUCUAAAAUAAAAAUCAUGAAAGAAGCAUUAAGAGUUGACAUGAUUGAGAACCGGAUCAAAGCUUUAGCUAACCUUGCCGCUGAGCUGAGAAACAAUGCCACUAAUAUUCAGAUUCAGGAAAUUGGAGGGGCCUUUGAGAAAAUUAAAGAAGCUGAGCAAGAAUCCAAGACAGCCCAGCAGAGGGUGGAUGAUACAGCCAAAUACAUCAGCCAGUCUCAACAACUCAGGGCAGCCACAGAGAAACUCUUGGACGACAGAAAAGAGAGCUUUAAUGACCAGUUAAAAGAAAAUGCCCAAGCAUUGGACAGUUUGCAUAAAGAUGUUGAGAAAAUUGGAGAGGAUUUGUCUGAUAUAAAUAAUAUGGUUUGUGGUGUACCUGGCAAUCCAUGCUCUGCCCUGUGUGGUGGUGGGGGCUGUGGAAAGUGUGGUGGUGAGAGUUGCUUUGGGGCUGUUACUUCAGCCAACUCUGCCCUAAAGCUGGUUCAGACAACUGAAGACUUGCUCAAUAACAAGAUCAAGAAUGCCACGCAGCACCUCAUACCUGCAGCAGAGAUGGCCAGACAGGAUGCUAAUGAAGCCAAACAAGCUGCACAAGAAGCACUGGAAGAGGCUCAGAAUGCCAAUAGUCUGACACAGAAAACCAAAUCUGACUUGGAAGAUUUAAAUAAAAAGAUCAGAGACUUUUUGAUUGGUGCCAACACAUCUACACCAGAAAAUGUGGAAAAGAUUGCUAAUGAAGUGUUGUCUCUGAGAAUCCCUUGGACGCCAGAUGAAAUCAAACAGCUGGCAGAAAAGAUCAAUGUGGUUGUAGACUCUUUACAAAACAUUGACAAAAUCCUGGCUGACACAGCAGAGAAUAGGAGCAUAGCUGAAAACCUCAAACAACAGGCUGAUAAAGCUUCAACUGAGGCCAAGGCCAUCCGUAAGAAUGCUGAAGAGGUAAAGAAUGCACUUGAUGAAGCCAAGCAGGUCCAGCUCAGAGCUGAAAUGGCUAUACAAAAAGCUAAAGAGGACAUCAAAAGUGCUGAAAUGGAUUUAACAUUGAUUGGCCAAGAGGCAGGCAAUGUAAGUUCUCUAUCAACUGCCAGUGAGAAACUGUUGGAAAUGUUGAAAGAUAGUCUGGAGCAGCUGACCAGGAAGUACACCAAUCUUAAGGUGGACACUCUGGAGAAGGCAGAGAAAGCUGCUAGUGACGCUGCCAGAUCAGCGGAGAAGGCGUUCGAUAAAGCUUCAGAGUUCAAUAAAUCAUAUGAUGCCAUAGCUAACCAGCUAAAUGGCAAAUACAACCUCACUGGUGAUGCCAAACAACUGAGUGAUACCUUGAAGAUGCGGGCUGAUAAAAUCUACAGGAUUACAGCAACUAAGACAACCCAGCUAAAAGCUGCAAAUGACAAGAUAGCUAUGAAUGAAGCAAGGCUGUCCAAGGUGCAAGAAGAGAUCAACAAAUUGAACAGCCAGAUGGAUGCUUACAUAAAAACAAUAAAAGAAAGAUCCAACACCUAUGUGACAUGCUAACAUUUACUCACAGUAGCCUCUUCCUCAAUAGCUGCUUAGAUCUGUUUCAUUCUAUCAUCAGGCGCUAAUCAUUUAGAAGAAUCUUCAUGCUUAUUUUUUAAUCGGUUUCCUGAAAAAGGUUUUUAAAUUAGUUUUUUUUAAUUAAGCCUAAAGGUAGUGAUUAAUUUGGCAGUGCUUUUUUGUGCACCGCCAGCCUUACUAGGAUAAGCAAUACUCAGUUGUGUUAAUUAUUAAUUAGUAUGUAUUUAAAGGCUAACUUCUAUUGGUAUAGUUGUGUUAAUUAUUGGUAAUUUAAAGGCUAACUUCUUUUGGUAUAAAUGGCAUUUGACCCUUGACCUACAAUCAUAAGUUGUAAGACUAGAGAUCACAAGGGUCAAACAGAAUUCUGUGUUCACCAAGUUAUUUUCUACAGCAGGUAGCCUUGAGCAGUUGAAUAGAUUUGUGAAUUAGUUGCAAGGUUUUCAGUCCUGUGGCAUUGAAUUCUGAUACAUGUAAAUGAAUUAUAUUUGCUCAGCAUUAAAGUGUAAUUAUUUAGUAAGUUUGUACAAGUUAGUUAUGGUUGAGAAGAAUGAAUGAUGGGGAUGCUAGUGAACAAAUGCUUAGAUAUUUUGUUAGGUAGUACAUAUGGUCCAAUCCCACUAAGCAUGCUUAACACAAUCCUUGUAGGAUUAUUCAAAUUGUAGGUCAAUAUUUCUCCUUUUAUGGAGACCAAUUACUUCCUUCAACCAUCAGCUCACAACUUACACCUGUUAUAAAGCAUGCUUUUUUCUUUUCAUUUUGUACAUAAUCCAUGUAUACAUAUAUAUUUUAACAUAAGCCUUCGGCUAUGUUGUCACAUGUUGAAAUCUACCCAACCAAUGGUUAUGUGUAAUGAAUACAUGUAAUUAAGAAAUUUUCACUGCUUAGCUUUAUAACUUUUUGUACCAUAUAUUUAUAAUAAACCAAUUAACUAUAUUAUUGUUAACUCCCCAAUAAUUGUUUGUUGCCAUUUAUGGAUUUUCUAAAUGGGUUUAAAAACUUUUUAAACAUUUUCACUCCAAAUGUGAAAAAGCAUAAUCUAGAUGAAUAGUUGUGCAGAAACCUACAUACUUCAUAUACAGAGCUUUACUAUAUGAAAAAUAUGUAUCCUUAAAAUGAGUGAAAAUAGGCCAGUAAAAACCAUUUAUAGCUGUUUUUUUUUUUCUAAUUUUUUAAGUGUAAUAAGACUUCUUAUAAUUCUUUGUUUUUUAUUCUACCUUCCAUGUAUCAAAAAAAUAAAAUUCUCCAAUUAAUGUU